Messenger RNA from Vidua chalybeata, 2455 nucleotides. It is a transcript of the gene SLC35F4, whose product is annotated as solute carrier family 35 member F4. The transcript is spliced from 8 exons. Gene Ontology annotation, cellular component: membrane. The record is from RefSeq and is a predicted model, not a curated record. Lineage: Eukaryota; Metazoa; Chordata; Aves; Passeriformes; Viduidae. Bases 956 to 2248 code for a protein of 430 amino acids.
UGUCUUCACUGUUCUUUUGAUGUUGGAGCCUGGCAAAUUCCUGCUAGGGAUGGCUGGCUGUGAAUCCCUAUUGAAAUUCUGGCCCGGUGCUACUCUGAAAACCCUGCAGCAAGUGUUCAUGUUUGGAAGAGCUGUAGCCUGAACCCACCACUUGACUUCUGGUUCCAGAGCAAAGUCAUUCCACAGGGUGUGGUAGAGGUGGCCCUCACAGAUAUUAAUGCUUCAGGAGGAUUUGCUUUCCCAUCCCAUGACUUCCCUGUGUGGUUUCAUCCUCAUGGACGCCAAAGUCACCUCUGAAGUCCGUGUCCUGUAUAAUAUUCCUCACUAGAUAGUUACAACCUGCCUGCCUGAAGUCCCUUUUGUAGUUUAAUCCAUGCCAAUGGAUCUGCUUUGGAUCUUGGAGUCACCUUUCUGGGGCAAGUCACAUGUGGCUGAUCUGGCUUCACCUCAGGAAUGUGGGAUGUGGAUGAGCAGUCCUCAAAUCUGAAGUGCCCCAAGACUCUUAAGGAUGACGUGCAUUCCAUCAGAGGAGUGAAGCAGCUGCUGGUCAGUGGUGGAUAGGAAGCAGGACUUGUGUGGGGUGAAAAUACCUUGGAAGUUCUCGAAAGAUGAAGGCAGGAAAAGCAAUGAUUCAGUUCUGCCUUUCUUUGAGAGCUAGAAUGUAGGUGUCCUCAUUUUUUUUACCUUGUGACUUUGUCAUCCAGGAUAUGGCCAAAAAGAGAGACUAAAAUGAGCAACUUGUUCUCUUUUUUCCCUUCCACCAUUGAUGAAUAUAUUAGCAAGGACUGUGACCUGAGACUAGAAAACAUCUGGCUUCUUUCACCUGUUCUGUCCUUGCUUCUCAGUAGGCAGAGGGAGGGUCUCCUGCAGGGUGCUUUUAUGAUGUUCAGGUGCCUCACGAUCAUCUGUCAUCCAAUGCAAGCCAGGAGGCAACUGCCCCAGCAGACACAGAGGCAUGACUAGGCAGCUCUCCCCUCUAUCUGUUGCUGAAGAUUCUGCUGCUCCCAUUCUUGAGCUGCAGAAUCGAAGUCCCUCGGGAAUCUGUCGGCACAGCAGAGUCGAGAGGCAGAGCAGAUCAGGAGAAGAAGGAACACAAACGCACACAGAGAGCAGCAGCCAAGAAGCUGAAGGACAGACACGAUGCCAGUCUUGCACAUCCACAUUUCUCAAGCUAAUCUGGAGAUUCCUGAUCAUUUUGUCCGUCUCUUCCUCCUGGGUUGGGACCACACAGUUCGUAAAGAUCACUUUUGAGACCUUUGACUGUCCCUUUUUCAUGACUUGGUUCUCAACAAACUGGAACAUUAUGAUUUUUCCCAUUUAUUAUUCCGGGCAUCUUGCAACUGCACAGGAAAAGCAGUCUCCAAUCAAAAAAUUCAGGGAAUGCAGUCGGAUUUUUGGUGAAGAUGGUCUGACGCUGAAACUCUUUCUUAAAAGGACUGCUCCUUUUUCUAUUCUGUGGACUUUGACUAACUACCUGUAUUUACUGGCUUUAAAGAAGCUCACAGCCACAGACGUCUCUGCCCUGUUCUGUUGUAACAAAGCUUUUGUCUUCUUGCUUUCUUGGAUUGUGCUCAAAGACAGGUUCAUGGGAGCAAGGAUAGUGGCAGCAAUAAUGGCAAUCACAGGAAUUGUAAUGAUGGCAUAUGCAGAUGGUUUCCAGGGUGAUUCCAUUAUCGGGGUGGCCUACGCCGUGGGAUCAGCCUCCACGUCUGCACUCUAUAAGGUUUUGUUCAAAAUGUUUCUUGGGAGUGCAAACUUCGGGGAAGCAGCUCAUUUCGUGUCCACCCUGGGCUUCUUCAACUUCAUCUUCAUCUCCAUCACCCCAAUCAUCCUCUACUUCACAAAAGUGGAGUACUGGUACCCCUUCUCUGCUGUGCCGUGGGGUUACCUGUGUGGAGUAGCUGGCCUCUGGUUAGCUUUCAACAUCCUGGUUAACGUCGGGGUGGUGCUGACCUACCCCAUCCUGAUCUCCAUCGGCACCGUGCUCAGCGUCCCUGGGAAUGCAGCCGUGGACCUGUUGAAGCACAAAAUGAUCUUCAGCGUGGUGCGGCUGGGGGCCACCAUCAUCAUCUGCAUCGGGUUCCUGCUGAUGCUGCUGCCCGAGGAGUGGGACGAGAUCACCCUGAGGUUCAUCAACAGCCUGAAGGAGAAGAAGAGCGAGGAUCACUCCGAGGACAUCACGGAAUCCAGCGUCCACACGAGGAGCAGGAGCAGAGCCAACGGGACAGUGUCCAUCCCGCUGGCGUAGGGCUGGAGGACUCUCCCUGCAGGCAGAUGUAUAUUCUGUGAAUAUAGCUUAACUUUCCUCACCACCUGUAUGCUUCAAAAAAAAUGUCAUCUAACCUGAGCAGGGGAUGAACUGUAAGAUAAGAGAAGUACAUCUAUAAUAAAUGUUUACAUUUAUACACUUAACAAGGAACCGGUGUAAAUAACUGCAAUAAAAUCUUUUGUAAUA